UGAGCCUCUCCCAUCGGGAGACAUCACCACCAGCGCCCGGCCCAGCAGCAUCGGCAGCGAGGCGAGCGGAACAUGGGAGAGACGGCGGUGUAGCGGCCGAUCGGGCGUCGGGAGGAGAUCCGCAGCGGAGCGUUAUUUAUUGACCUAUUUAUUCUCGUAUUUAUUCGCCCUCCCCGUAAUGGCUGGGCUCCGGGGCUGCGGCUUCUGAGCGGCAGGUGCAACAUCAUCGACGACUCGGCUCCUCGGCAUGGACUCAUCCUCCAGGGCCGCUCCACAGGCUGGCCCUCACACCCACUGCGCCCCGGAUCGGAUGCUGUGCGCCGGGGGAGAGGAAUAGUUGAGCCGCUUCUGGAGGCGAUUCACGGGAAUGAGGAGGAGGAGGAGGGGGGCCCUCUUCACACCAAAAUACCACUACCGAGAUUUCCAGUAGCGAGCUCAAGGUUACACGACAGCCGGUCUUCACCCCGGGAACUCUGCUGCAAAAUGGCAUCAAGUGUUUUCGUGAUCUGAGGUAAAAAUAAAAAGAAGAAGCGGAGAUUGAGCGGAACCCCCACCCGGGGACGGUGUCGCCUCCGAGGCCCGAAACUGUUUCCGAGCGCAGCCUCCUCAUCUGGGAAACCGCUGGCACCAUGAUGGAGCUGCAGAUCGACGAGGUGGUCUACCAGGACGACUACGGCUCCGGCUCCGUGAUGUCGGAGCGGGUGUCGGGCCUGGCCAACUCCAUCUACCGGGAGUUCGAGCGGCUGAUCCGCAGCUACGACGAGGAGGUGGUGAAGGAGCUGAUGCCGCUGGUGGUGAACGUGCUGGAGAACCUGGACGGGGUGCUCACCGAGAACCAGGAGCACGAGGUGGAGCUGGAGCUGCUGAAGGAGGACAACGAGCAGCUCAUCACCCAGUACGAGCGGGAGAAAGCGCUGAGGAAGCAGGCGGAGGAGAAAUUCAUUGAGUUUGAAGAUGCCUUGGAAGCUGAGAAGAAGGACCUGCAGGUACAGGUGGAGUUUCUGGAGCUGCAUGGGAAACAGCUGGAGCUCAAGACGAAGAACUACUCCGACCAACUCACUCGGCUGGAGGAGCGAGAAUCCGACAUGAAGAAAGAGUAUAACGCUCUGCACCAGCGCCACACUGAGAUGAUCCAGACGUACGUCGAGCACAUAGAGCGGUCCAAAAUGCAGCAGGCAGGGACCAACAGCCAAUCGGAUGGCCCCGGCUGUGGACGAACCAAAGCGGAGCGCCCGCCGUCGUUGAGCCUGUACCCCACCGGCGAGGGCAUGGUACGUGGGGGUCUCGGGGGGGCUAGGAAGAUGCCCGGGAAAGACAUCUGGCAGGUCAGCGAGCUCGGCCAGUCUAUCUCCAGCUCUGCCUUUCAGGAGGAUGGAUCCGAGUCCGACUCAGUAGCAGCCACGCCCAGCAGCACGGGGAGCAAGUCCAACACACCCACCUCCUCCGUCCCCUCCGCCACCGUCACCCCGAUCAACGAGGGCUUCCCCCCACACUCCGAGUUCGAUGCCAUGCGGGCCGGGAACCACAGGAAAGGGGCCAAGCGGCUCAGCCGGAAUAUGGAAGUGCAGGUUUCACAGGAAACCAGGAACGUCAGCAUCGGUAUGGGAAGCAGUGAUGAGUGGUCCGAGUUCCAGGAGAUCAUCGAUUCUACUCCUGAGCUCGACAUGUGUGUGGACCACCGUGUGUACGGAGGAGGGAACAGCCCCUCCCAGGGCAUCGUGAACGAGGCCUUCGGCAUCAACACCGACUCCCUCUACCACGAGAUCAAAGACGCCAAGUCGGACAUCAUCGGAGACGUAGACGCCGGCGCCGAGCUGCUCGGCGAGUUCUCAGGGAUGGGCAAGGAGGUGGAGAACCUGCUGACAGAGAACAAACAGCUCCUAGAGACCAAAAACGCUCUGAACAUUGUGAAAAACGACCUGAUUGCCCAAGUGGACGAGCUGUCGGGGGUGCAGGAGGUGCUGAGGGAGGAGCUGGAGGCCGUGAGGCAGUCGAAGAACAAGGUGGACGCCAGAGUCAAGGAGCUGGAGGAAGAACUCAAGAGGUUAAGAGCCGAAGCUCUCGGUGCGUCUCGGGACUCAAAGGAUGAAGGAGCUGAUGAUUACUCAUCACCCAUGCAGGACGGUGACAUGACAUUGACGCAGCGGCGGCGCUUCACCCGGGUGGAGAUGGCACGCGUGCUGAUGGAGAGGAACCAGUACAAAGAGAGACUGAUGGAGCUGCAGGAGGCCGUACGGUGGACGGAGAUGAUCAGGGCGUCCCGGGAGAGUCCUGCAAUCCAAGAGAAAAAGAAGUCAACCAUCUGGCAGUUCUUCGCUCGUCUCUUCAGCACCUCCUCCAGCCCUCCUCCGGUCAAGCGGCCGUACUACAGCGUCAACAUCCACUACAAGUCGCCCUCGCCGGCCGGCUUCUCUCAGCGCCGCAGCCAAACCAUGUGUCAGAUCUCCACCUCCAACCGCACGCUGGAGUUCUUCCCCGAAGAACUGGCCAGUAACGGUGUUGCGUCUCUCCUCAGUGACUCGGCGCUCGUAGCCCGCCGAGAGCAGCGGCGCGAGCAGUACCGGCAGGUCCGCGAGCACAUGCGCCGCGAUGACGGCAUCAUGCAGGCUUGUGGCUGGAGUGUGCCGUCACGCUUCAAACAGACUGGUGGUCAGACGGACACCGCUCAGGAAAGCCCGCUGAAGAGACAACAGACCACCAACGACAAAGAUGACAAUCGCAUGAAGAAUGUUCCUGUCCCGGUGUACUGUCGCCCCCUGGUGGAGAAGGACCCCAACAGGAAGUUGUGGUGUGCGGCGGGCGUGGACCUGUCAGGGUGGAGGGCCGGCAGCCAGGAGGCGGGCCCCGGCAGAGCCCUGAUGGGCGGCAGCGACCCCCUGCACGCCGACGAGGACGGAGCGGAGAAGAAGAGCAGCCACACGUCCCCGGAGAAGAGGAAGUCAAAGGAGCUCCAAGAAACAGACAGCAUGAACAGUCGCGUGUGGAUUCUCACCAGCACUCACUCUGCCAGCAAGGUGGUCAUCAUCGACGCCAACCAGCCGGGCUCACUGGUCGACCAGUUCAACGUCUGCAACGCCCACGUGCUCUGCAUCUCCAGCGUGCCAGCUGCCAGUGAGAGCGACUACCCGGCGGGAGAGAUCGUGUUGGAUCCGGGGGACGGUGGCGCCGGUGCAGGCGAGGACAGCGGCAGCGUGGAGAACAUGUUGGCCGGUAUCACUCUCGUCGGCUGCGCCACCAACUGCAGCGUGGCACGAAGCAACUGCUCCUCACGCACUGACACCCCCAUAAUGGACAAAGGACAAGCCCCCACCGCUCCCCCCAUGAACGGGAAGAUUCACCCUGCACAGUCGGCCGAGGAAGCCACUGAAGCCACAGAGGUCUCGGACUCAACGGCCAGCCACACGAUGGGAUCCGGUCCUCCGGGACCGUUCACCGAGCACGUCUUCACCGACCCCCAGCCGCGUCCCACAGACGUCUCCGACAGAAACGGAGGCCUGUCCAAAGAGGAUACGUCUCAGCCCACAGAGUCAGAGGACGGAGGGGACGAGUCCAAAAACUACACGAGCGUGGCCCCCACCAUGUGGCUCGGGGCCCAGAACGGCUGGCUCUAUGUGCACUCGGCGGUUGGAAACUGGAAGAAGUGUCUCCACUCCAUCAAACUCAAAGACUCGGUGCUCAGCUUGGUGCAUGUGAAAGGUCGUGUGCUGGUCGCCCUCGCUGACGGGACCCUCGCCAUUUUCCACAGAUCAGAGGACGGCCAGUGGGACUUGUCCAACUACCACCUCAUGGACCUCGGCCGGCCUCAUCACUCCAUCCGCUGCAUGGCGGUCGUCCACGACAAGGUGUGGUGCGGCUACAAGAACAAGAUCCACGUCAUCCAGCCCAAGAGCAUGCAGAUCGAGAAGUCCUUCGACGCGCACCCCCGCAGGGAGAGCCAGGUGCGGCAGCUGGCGUGGAUCGGCGACGGCGUGUGGGUGUCGAUCCGGCUCGACUCCACCCUGCGGCUCUACCACGCCCACACGCACCAGCACCUCCAGGACGUGGACAUCGAGCCGUACGUCAGCAAGAUGCUGGGUACCGGCAAGCUGGGCUUCUCCUUCGUGCGAAUCACGGCGCUUCUGAUUGGUGGGAAUCGCCUGUGGGUAGGAACUGGGAACGGUGUGAUCAUCUCCAUCCCACUGACGGAGACGGUGGUCCUUCACCGGGGACAGCUCCUGGGUUUGAGGGCCAAUAAGGUGUCUCCAACAUCCUCCACUGGAGUCAUCCACGUGUACGGUGACGACGGCUCUGAGAAGAGCAGCGGCAGCUUCAUCCCCUACUGCUCGAUGGCCCAGGCCCAGCUCUGCUUCCACGGACACCGAGACGCUGUCAAGUUCUUCGUCUCAGUGCCCGGCAAUGUUCUGGCCACCCUGAACGGCAGCGUGCUGGACAGUCCGUCUGAGGGGCAGGGCUCCACAGCGCCCCCAGAGGCCGAGACCCAGAGUGUUCACAACGUGCUGGUGCUGAGCGGAGGAGAGGGCUACAUCGACUUCCGUAUCGGCGAUGGAGAGGAUGACGAGACGGAGGAGGGCGAGAGCGGCGGGGCCACGCAGAUGAAACCUGCCUUGUGCAAAGCGGAGCGGAGCCACAUCAUCGUCUGGCAGGUGUCCUACGUCCCCGAGUGACACCUGGAGCUGCUUUAAUGCCCCACACCCACCCACCCGACCACCACUUCCUCCUCCUCCUCUUCCUCCUUCUCCUCACCCUGGCCCCAAAAGCUUCCAGCCGCCCAAACCUUGUAAUUAUCCCCGAUCGAGGAGAAGCUCCCUUGGCUCUGAAAUGAGCCUCCAAGCUGUGUAUGGUCCCUUGUAACUAUGAUAUCCCCUCCUGCACCAUCACCUUGUAACUCUCAAGCCUUGUAAGUACCUCCUCUAGUAAUCUGCCUGCCAUCCUAUCUCUCCCACCCAGGGCAUUGUUAACCAUCUUUAUGAGCUUUGUAACCCAGCCUCUUAACUACCUCCCCUCCUCUGUGUCGAUCUUAUAUCCACCCUGUGAGCAAACUGUAUCUCCUCCUAUAUUUACCUCAAUUGCCCCCGAAUCAGCCCCGAGUGAGUCGUCCUCUUCCCUCAUUUAGUUUGUCUCCUGUGAAACCUCCACCUCGUCUCGAAGUGAAGCCCACAGACCCAGAAUGCAACAGUUUUACCAAAAAUAAAAGUGUAACAAAACUGACUUCUACCACAAAUCAGCCGAUCAGAUAAUCCAUAACCAUUUGAGACUGAAACCAUGAACCCUGAUUGUUGACGGGUGCAGAUUACAGGUGCUUUGACACUUUGUAUCUUUUUUGGCAUUAAAACUGUUGCGAAACGAUUUAAGUCGUUAGGGUGUGUUGACAUUUUGAGGAUUUGUUGAAUUAAAAUAAAUGUAAAGUAAAUUUUACUACUUGUCAAAUUUAGUCUGGGUUAUUUGGGCUGUUACCUUAAAAAUGUUUUGCAUCCCAUCUUGCCUCUGUUUUGAAGAGUCCUGAUUUAGGUGUUGUUCCUCAGAGCGACGUUAUUUGGGCCCGAAAACGACAGGAAAUGUCCGGGGCACCUGCGGCAGCAUGACGUCGAUCAGAGAUCAGAACGUGUGUACGUGCUUUAAAGCUCGCGAGAGGUCGAGGGUCGAGUCCGGAGCACAUCUCUCUCUCUCCUCUGAACGGCUGUGGAUCGGACUGCUUGGUGUCAAGCAGGCGAGCGGGGGGGCAUGUCGUCAGAACGUGUACAGGGAUUAUUGUAAAUCUCCAGACACACCGAAGCCCAUCCUCUCUGUUCAGUAUGGAAAUUCAUGCAUCGAUCUCCAUCCGUGUGGAUUAAAUAUUAAACAUAUUUGUGU
Platichthys flesus (European flounder) is the source of this 5850-nucleotide messenger RNA. RefSeq names its product mitogen-activated protein kinase 8 interacting protein 3 (gene mapk8ip3). NCBI's taxonomy places the organism in Eukaryota, Metazoa, Chordata, Actinopteri, Pleuronectiformes, Pleuronectidae. Gene Ontology annotation, molecular function: MAP kinase scaffold activity; signaling receptor complex adaptor activity; kinesin binding. Gene Ontology annotation, cellular component: cytoplasm. The coding region runs from base 630 to 4664 and encodes 1344 amino acids. Gene Ontology annotation, biological process: vesicle-mediated transport. The record is from RefSeq and is a predicted model, not a curated record. The transcript is spliced from 32 exons.